GGUGUCGCUGUUAGCUCUGAACUCGGUCUCUCUGUUUACCUGCCGCUGGCUCUCUUUGUGCGCUCCCUGACUCAAAGUGCGCACAAAGGAGGACAAUGUGCGCCGUGCUGCUGCUGCGGGUGUCGGUACAUGAGCGGAUCAGCGCUGCCGCCGAAGACUUUCUGCUGCAGGUGGAGAAGGGAGAAGAAACGGCUCAUGUCCCGGCGCUGAGAGCGCUGCUCACCGAGCGGCUAACGGCAGCGGCGGAGGAGAUCGUCGCUGUGUUUGAGGAAACCGUGGCGGAGUACAAAGACAGAGUGGAGCGGUCAGAGCGGGAGAUCUGCCGCCAGAGGAGGCUGCUCGAUGCCGUGAUGAAGCCUGAAGUCAGGCUGCACAGAGCAGCAUUCCUGCAGCUGGUGGUGAGUGAAGAAGAGGUUCCCCCUGAGCAGCAGCAGUGGAGCCCCCUUGUGGACCAGGAGGACCCAGAGCCCCCCCACAUUAAAGAGGAACAGAUAGAACUGAGGAUGAGUCAGGAGGAAGAAGCUGAUAUCAAGUUCACAUUGACUCCUGUCGCUGUGAAGAGUGAAGAAGAUGAAGAGAAACCUCAGUUGUCACAGUUUCAUCAGAGUCAGACUGAGGAGAACAGAGCGGACUGUGGAGAAUCAAAACCAGUCAGGAACUCAGGUCCUGAUGGACUUUUACAACCAGGUCCUGUGGACACGACUGAAGACUCCCCUGAACCUGAGACUGAAGCCAUUGAAGAUGAUUGGGAGGAGACAUGGGAACCUCAGUCUGGUUUAAAUACAAUGAAUAACAAACAGCCUGUAAGUGAUAUGAGAUGUGAAACUGAUAAGAAACCAUUUAGUUGCUCUGAGUGUGGUAAAGGAUUUACCCGAAAGUCCCAUGUAAAGAGACAUGUGAGAAUUCAUACAGGAGAGAAACCAUUUUGUUGCUCUCAAUGUGGGGAUAGAUUUAGAGAAACGGGCCAUCUAAGUAAACACAUGAGGAGUCAUACAGGAGAGAAACCAUUUAGUUGCUCUCAGUGUGGUUCUAGUUUUAGAGAAAAGGGCCAUCUAAAUGUACACAUGAGGAGUCAUACAGGAGAGAAACCAUUUAGUUGCUCUCAGUGUGAUUCUAGAUUUAGAGAAAAGGGCCAUCUAAAUAUACACAUGAGGAGUCAUACAGGAGAGAAACCAUUUAGUUGCUCUGAGUGUGUUUAUAGAUGUAGCCGAAAGACCGAUUUAAAGACGCAUAUGAAAAUUCAUACAAGAGAGAAACCAUUUAGUUGCUCUGAGUGUGGUAAAAAAUUUAGCCGAAAGUACCAGGUGAAUAUACAUAUGAGGAUUCAUACAGGAGAGAAACCAUUCAGUUGUCCUGAGUGUGGUAAAAGAGUUAGCCGGAAGGACCAGCUGAAUAUACAUAUGAGGAUUCAUACAGGAGAGAAACCCUUUAGUUGCUCUGAGUGUGGUAAAAGAGUUAGACAUAAAGUUCAUCUAACUGAACAUAUGAGAAGUCAUACAGGAGAGAAACCCUUUAGUUGCUCUCAGUGUGGUAAAACAUUUAACCAUAAGUCCACUUUAAAUAGACACAAGAGGAUUCAUACAGGAGAGAAGUGAUACAGUUGCAUCGAUUCCAACAAAAGAUCUAUUCGUAUUUAUCAGCAACUAUUCAUAUAAUACGUUGUACAAAACUGUAUUAUAAUGAUGCUCACAAGCCCCAGGUGCAGCUCGGUCAGAUAUCAAUCAUAUCUGUGGAAACAUUGGUAUGGGUGCCUUUUAAGACUCUCAUGAAUAAGAGUAUGUUGUAUGUGUUUAUGUAUCUGUUUUCUUUUUUCUUUAUGGUGUAUGUCAUGCUAUUGGGUCUAGAGCCUGUAAUAAAGUUUAUCUAUAUA
Molecule: messenger RNA, 1870 nt
Organism: Hippoglossus stenolepis (Pacific halibut)
Lineage: Eukaryota; Metazoa; Chordata; Actinopteri; Pleuronectiformes; Pleuronectidae
Product: gastrula zinc finger protein XlCGF57.1
Exons: 2
Coding region: 96-1595 (499 amino acids)
Biological process (GO): regulation of transcription by RNA polymerase II
Molecular function (GO): DNA-binding transcription factor activity; RNA polymerase II cis-regulatory region sequence-specific DNA binding
Source: RefSeq, a predicted model, not a curated record